Molecule: messenger RNA, 4341 nt
Organism: Naumovozyma castellii
Lineage: Eukaryota; Fungi; Ascomycota; Saccharomycetes; Saccharomycetales; Saccharomycetaceae
Gene: VPS15
Product: ubiquitin-binding serine/threonine protein kinase VPS15
Exons: 1
Coding region: 1-4341 (1446 amino acids)
Source: RefSeq, a predicted model, not a curated record
AUGGGGGCCCAACUAUCCUUAAUUGCACAAACUGCUCCAUCUAUUGCCAUAUUUUCAUAUAUCGACGUGCUAGAUGACGUCCAUUACGUCUCUCAAUUGAACUCAUCCCGAUUCUUAAAGACAUGUAAGGCACUGGACCCUAAUGGAGAGAUCGUCAUCAAAGUGUUCAUUAAACCAAAUGAGGAGUACCAGGUUACACCUACAAUGUCUCACAUCAAGGCCGAAUCACUGCUUCUGAGCACCCUCCCCAACGUCUUGAAUUAUAGUAAAGUCAUUGAAUCCAAUAGGGCUGGCUACUUGAUAAGGCAACAUUUGCAAUACAAUUUAUAUGAUAGAUUGAGUUCAAGACCCUAUUUGCAAGAUAUUGAAUUGAAAUUUAUAACUUUCCAAAUAUUGAAGGCCGUACAGGAAUUUCAUGACUUGGGUGUUACUCAUGGUGAUUUGAAAUUGGAAAAUAUACUAGUGACAAGUUGGAAUUGGAUAUUAAUUUGUGAUUUCGCUGAAAGUUUGAAACCAACUUAUUUGCCAGAGGAUAACCCUGGGGAAUUUUCCUUUUAUUUCGAUACUUCAAAGAGAAGAUCAUGUUAUUUGGCUCCAGAAAGAUUCAAUAAUGAAAAAGUUAACAGGGAAACCUACGAGAAGAUCACGACUUUGAUGGAUACAUUUAGUGUUGGUUGUUGUAUUGCAGAAUUGUUUAUGGAGGGAAGACCCCUUUUCAAUUUGUCUCAAUUGUUCAAGUACAAAAGUGGAGAGUUAGACAUAGAACACACAGUAUUAGACGAAACAAUCGAUUCUACAGACUUGAAAAAUUUAAUACUGGAUAUGAUUAAAUUGAAUCCAAAGGAAAGAUUAUCCUGCGAUGAAAUUUUAAAGAAAUAUAGAGGCUCCGUAUUCCCUGACUAUUUUUACACUUUCACUUACGAUUAUAUUAGAAGUCUGACCACUCUAAGAACAAAUGUACCCAGUAUGGGUCUUAUUUGUACUCAUGCUACAUUGGCAGAUGAAUUAUCUAUUGUUGAUCAAUCCAUCGAAAAAAUAUACGAUGAUUUUACUACCAUUUGCCAUGCAUUAAAUUACCCAUUGAAUGCUGAGACGAACAAAACCGAUUCACAAUUUGAUGACGAUAAUUUCUUUAAUAAUCAACUUCAAUUAAAUAAUAAAGGAGAUACUAUUAAAUUAGUUCAAUUUUCGGAACGAAGUGGGAUAAAUACCAUCAAGGAAGAAUGCGCAUUACUAUUCAUAUCCUUCAUAUGCCAUUCAUUAAGGAAUAUUAUUUCAAGCACAGUAAAAUUGAAAUGUUUAGAGUUAUUGACUGUAUUUGCUCAAUUUGUUUCAGAUGAAAAUAAAAUUGACAGAAUUAUUCCAUACGUGGUUUCUUGUUUUGAAGAUGCCGAACCAAACGUUCAAGCAUUAGCCAUCCAAAGUCUUUCCCAAAUAUUAUACCCAGUGGAAACUAUAAACCAACUAAAUGAAAAUGUGUUUGUAGAUUAUUUAUUGCCGCGUUUACAGAAACUACUUUCUCAUUCAUCCUCUAACACGUACGUGAAAAUAGUGUUGGGAAACUGUUUGGGGGAUAUUGUCACUACUGCUAAUAAAUUUCAAGAAAUAACAUUCCUAAUGCAUUCGAAAGAUCCUCUGUCAUCCAUUGUCCAAGACUUCGAAGCUUUGGAAAUUACAAAUAGGUAUACCAGAAAACUAAUACAAUUUAUUGAAGAUAUACUUGUAACGUUGUUGACAGAUAAUGACUCGAUGGUCAAAGUAGCAAUAUUAGGCAACAUUUUACCCCUUUGUAGAUUUUUUGGAAGAGAAAGGACAAAUGAUAUCAUCUUAAGUCAUCUUAUCACAUAUCUUAAUGAUCGUGAUCCAGCAUUAAGAUUAGCAUUGAUCCAAAAUAUUUCAGGAAUUUCUAUUUUACUAGGCCCUAUCACGUUUGAACAAUACAUUUUACCAUUAUUGGUGCAAACUCUAAUAGAUUCAGAAGAAUUAGUCGUAGUGGCUGUUUUACAAACGCUAAAAGAUUUAACCAAAACAGGACUGAUCAUCAACAGGUAUUUCUAUGAUAUUACCACAAAAGUAGCCCCACUAAUGUUGCAUCCAAAUUAUUGGAUAAGGCAACUUUCCUUAAUGGUCAUUGUGGAGUCUGCAAGUAAAUUAAAUACCGCAGAAAUUUAUUGCAUACUGUAUCCAUUAAUACGGACAUUUUUCGAAUUUGAUGUUGAAUUUGAUUUUGAACUGAUGUUAGCUAGUUGUAAGCAACCAAUUUCUAGAACAGCUUACAAUCUGCUGUGCAGUUGGUCAUUAAGAGCUUCCAAAUCACUAUUUUGGCACCAGACCCCUGUAACAAAUGACAACUUGGAUGCAUUUGGGAACAAGAAUGUAAAUUUUAUUACAAAGAAUUUCAUUACAAAAAAUUAUGGGUUCAACAACAAAAAUAUGAAGGUGGCACAAACGUUAAAGGUAAGUACUAUAGAUAAUACCGAGAUCCCUCUAACCACUGAAGAUAAAAGCUGGAUUGAUAAAUUUAAGACAAUUGGAUUAUCUGAGAAUGACUUAUGGAAGAUAGCCUCAUUAAGGGAUUAUGUAUUAAGGACCUCAAAACUACUCACAAGAAAAUCAGAACUUUUAUUAGAUAGAGAGAAUAGUCUGAUAUCCUUAAACUCGUUACCCACAGAUCUUAUGCCCAGAAACGUUUUUUUUGAUAUUGAAUUCAGCAACGACAGAAAUAAGUCCUUUAUCCCCACACCUCUUGAAGCAGCCCAUACGGAUUCAGUAAUAGACUCUUCUUCACUCACUAAUGGAAAUGAAAAUAAGAGACCAGUCCGAAUGGAAAUAUCAUCUGCAAGCUCAAAAAAUAGUCUUCCUGCUAUAAUAGAUGCACAUGGAUCGUUAAUGUUUAAGGCCAAAUCUAAUGCCACAACUACUUCAAAUUUGAAAAAUAUAUAUGUUCGUUUAGAACCUAGUUCAGCUCACAAAGAUUUGUUAAACCAUAUGGAUGACGAGAUGAAUAGCUCGAAUUUUACCAUCAAAGAUAGUUAUGAAGGGGAUGCACCGACGAUAAAGACGUUUUUGAAAAAUGUCAAAAUUCUUCCAAAUUUAAGAGAGUAUAAGGAAUUUGGUCCGAUUAACGAGUUUGAAAUGGAUAAUGACUUUUUCCAUAAAAUAAAAGGCAACCUUGUCCUAAAUUUAUUGGAGAACGAACCUAAUGGAAUUGCUUCGUUAGUUACACUAAACUCUAAUCGACCAUAUAUUAUCAGUGGAUCAGUUCAAGGGAUGGUGAAAUUAUGGGAUGUCCAGGGCUUGGUUUCUGGAGAAAUGUACUCAUCCUCUCUUACAUUUGAUUGUAAUUCAGGUAUUACUGAUUUGAUACGAAUCCCAGGUUACGAAACUAUAAUUGUCUCAACAAAAGAGGGGAAUAUUACCUUAUUGAGGGCUAUAUACAAUCAGCAGGGACAGUUCAAAAAGUUCACGAAAUUUCAUUGUAUAAGAAAGACAAAAAUUAAAACUGACAGAGAACCUUGUGACGAUGAGUUUGGUAUUAGGUUGAAAACAUUAGUAACUGAAGAUAAAUCACAGCUGUAUGUCUUAACAAGCUUAUCAAGAAUCAUUCUGUUUGAUCUUCGAACUAUGGAAAGAAUUGGUCAAAUCGAAAAUCCUCCACAGUAUGGCGCAAUUUUAACUUUUGCACUUUCGAUUGAUGGGAACACUCUUAUAAUUGGAACCAGUAAAGGUAUUAUAAACGUUUGGGAUAUAAGAUUUAUAACACUGAUUAACAGUUGGUCCUUUGGGGAUAAUAUCGCGAUUAGUCAGAUUGAAUCCAGUCCCGAAUUAGGUAAAGAUAAAAUCGUAGUUAUUGGCGGCAUGUCGAAUACAAUACUGACUGUGUGGAAUUUUGAGAAGCCUCAAUGCCAAAAAGCAUUUAUAGAGAAAGAUCAACAACCACCAUUACAUCUUUUCCAGCCGAAGAGCAAUAAUCUGGACAAUCUACCAUUUCAGAAGGAUAAAAUUGAGAUGGAAAUAAAUUCAAUUUUAAUUAUUGGAUCCCUGGCUAUUAUAUCGAAGGGAAUUAAUAAUGAUAUUGUAUUUCUUGAUCUUAAGAAGCCAUCAUCUUCAAGAAUAUUAUCGCAUUCCAAUGCUCCAGGAUCCAGUUUCACCCCAGUUCAUGUUACAACAUCCUUGGAAUUAGUACUGAGGAAACAAUUGGAACAGAAGAAAAAGAAGAAACCUUUAUUCUCUGGAACAUCUCAUCAAGAUCGGAUUAACUCCAUUAUCUAUACUAGGCUUGGGAAGAAAUAUCUUCUUUUCUUUGGUGACAAUUCUGGAGUAAUAAGUGUCAUCAAUUAA